Molecule: messenger RNA, 760 nt
Organism: Aphanomyces astaci
Lineage: Eukaryota; Oomycota; Saprolegniomycetes; Saprolegniales; Verrucalvaceae
Exons: 2
Coding region: 35-733 (232 amino acids)
Molecular function (GO): actin binding
Source: RefSeq, a predicted model, not a curated record
CAAAGUGGUUCAGAACACUCAACGGCUGCCCAGCAUGAGCAGCGCACUGCCCGUGGGAUGGAUGGCGUACAAGACGGCAGACGGCAAGGAGUACUACUACCACGCACAAUCCAAAGUCACCCAGUGGAACCGACCUAAAGCAACCACCUCCUCAACCAGAUCGUCCACAGCAAAGACGGCAUCGUCCGAGCCGGUGUCUACUCCACCCGCAUCUGGAGGAGGUGGUGGUGAUCGAGGUGGGCUCUUGGCGCAGAUUGCCCAAGGCAAAAAGUUGAAAAAGACCAUCACACGGGAAAGCUCCCCGCUGGACGCUGUCAAGCCCUCCACGUCGACUUCGUCCAGUGACCCAAGUAGCAGCAGCAGUGGAGGUGGCAAUCCCCUGUUUGCAGCCAUCGCGCAAGGGGCCGCAGGACUAAAGAAGUCGACUCAUCGGACGCCGUCGAUGCGGGCCAGCGAACAGCCCAGUCCCACCGACGCUUCUUCUUCCAGUGGGGGAUUUGCUGACAUCAUGCGAAAGAAUCGGGAGGCGGCAGCGAAGCGCGCUGGAAACACCGAGACUUCCAUCACAACCACGAGCAGCAACGCCGGCGGAUCGACCAGUCCCGUGCUGCAGCCGUCUUCGUUCCGACAAUCCCUCCCUGUUGCCGCCACGUCAUCGGGCGAAUUCGCCGACCAGUUGAAUCGUAUCGAAGCCAAAUUAGACAAACUCCUGGCCCAUUUAAACGUCAACUAACUACAGAACCCCAUACAGUGCUCCGAA